Molecule: messenger RNA, 3312 nt
Organism: Python bivittatus (Burmese python)
Lineage: Eukaryota; Metazoa; Chordata; Lepidosauria; Squamata; Pythonidae
Source: RefSeq, a predicted model, not a curated record
CUCCCAAGUAGGGUUGUUAAGUGAGAACUACUUGUAUGUUCAUUGCUCUGAGUUGCAGUUGCAAAAUAGGUGGCUAUAAAAAUCGGAUAAAUGGUUUUAGUACCUGUGAAUUGCACUCUUCCAAGUUUCAGGUUCUUUGGGCCUCUGAUAGAAUCUUUAAGGAAAUUUGUUUUCAUGAACUUUAUCUACUUUACAGAUUUUAAAAGAUGGAUUUGGCCAACCAUGGACUUAUUCUUCUACAGCAGCUUAAUGCUCAGAGGGAGUUUGGUUUCCUGUGUGACUGCACAGUUGCUAUUGGUGAUGUGUACUUUAAGGCACACAAAUCCGUCCUUGCCUCUUUUUCCAACUACUUCAAGAUGUUGUUUGUUCAUCAAAGCAGUGAAUGUGUCCGUUUGAAGGCAGCUGACAUACAGCCAGAUAUUUUCAGUUACCUCUUGCAUUUGAUGUACACUGGAAAGAUGGCACCUCAGCUGAUAGAUCCCGUUCGACUAGAGCAAGGGAUAAAAUUCUUGCACGCUUAUCCGCUGAUUCAGGAGGCUAGUCUUGCCAGCCAAGGAAACUUUGCACACCCAGAGCAAGUUUUCCCAUUGGCAUCGUCAUUAUAUGGUAUUCAAAUUGCAGAUCACCAAGCAAGAAAUCCCACAAAGGCAGUGACAGCACCUGACAAGCCUUUGCGAGAAGCACGGCCCCAGCUUUCGAGAGUGAACCAGGAACAAGUGCAUGAAGCCUCCCAGCUAUCCCAGAUACCACCGCCAAGUUUGCCUCAAGUGCCCCCAACAAAUAUGGCUCCCUCUGACCCACUGCAGUCUUCACUGUCUCCAGAGUUAGUAUCAGCUGCUUCUCAUCCUUCGCCAGGAGAUGAAACUAAUAUGGAAGCCUCUUCCUCAGAUGAUCAACCUGCCUCCCUCACAAUAGCACACGUUAAGCCAAGCAUAAUGAAAAAGAAUGGAAGUUUUCCCAAAUAUUAUGCCUGCCACCUUUGUGGUCGACGUUUCAAUUUGCGAAGUAGCUUACGUGAGCAUCUCCAAAUUCACACAGGAGUGCCCUUCGCAUCCAACCAGCAUGGAGAGAGUAGCAUUCCCUUAUCUCUUUGUAAUAAUGCUCCUGAAAAAGAUGCCAUGGAAGUGCCUGAAGCUGGAAUGAUCAGUGACAGUGAGCUGCAGCAGAUCUCAGAUUCACCAAUAAUUGACGGGCAGCAGCAAGCAGAAACCCCUCCGCCCUCCGAUAUCGCUGAUAUCGACAACUUGGAGCAGGCAGACCAAGAAAGAGAAGUGAAAAGGCGAAAGUACGAGUGUUCCAUUUGUGGACGCAAAUUCAUCCAGAAAAGCCACUGGAGAGAGCACAUGUACAUACAUACUGGCAAGCCUUUCAAGUGCAGUACUUGUGACAAAAGUUUCUGCCGGGCCAAUCAGGCUGCUAGGCAUGUAUGUCUCAACCAAAGCAUGGACACCUACACCAUGGUGGACAAGCAGACUCUGGAGCUCUGUACCUUCGAGGAAGGCAACCAAAUGGACAACCUGUUAGUGCAGACCAACAAACCCUAUAAGUGCAACUUGUGUGACAAGACAUUCUCCACGCCUAACGAAGUUGUCAAACAUUCUUGCCAAAGUCAGAACUCUGUUUUUACUUUGGAAGAGGAGAGGUCCAUUCUGCUAAGCGGGGGAGAUGCUGAAACCACAGAGAGUGAUCAUUCAGUUUUAGACUCUAUCAAAAAAGAACAGGAAGCAGUAUUGUUAGACUGACUGUGAAACUUGUUUUUUUAAAGAAAACGUUACGUUUGUUUUAUUCAUAUUUUUUUAUUCGACUUAUCUUCCUCCCCUCCCCCCCACCAUAACUACACUGACAUGAAAGGAAGUCUGAUUCUGUCCCUUUUCCCAGUAAAAGCCUAACAUUAAUAAAGGGUAUUAUAUCAAAUUGUAACUAUUGAUUUUAAUGGAUCCCUACCAGAUCCUAUAAACUAUGCUAUGGUGAUAAAAUGGUUCAGUAACAGGACUGUAAACAAUUUGAAAGACUGUUUAAUUAUGCUUGAGUGCACUGAGAAGUGAGGUGAGAAAAAGAAAGUAAAAUGUAUGUUGGUCAAGUUACAAUUGUUUAUUCUCACAACCAAUUACCUGUUAGAAGAAGACUAGUUAAAGAAAUGGAAUUCCCCAAGUUAAAUGCUUAUAGUUAUGUCUAUUAGUCAUUUUACAAAUGCUCAGAAAUUCCGUUAAUGGAAGCAAGGAUCCAUUUUUUUUAACCUGCACUAUUUUUGACAAAUGUUUAUUUCCAGAUCAGUCAAUUGAUAUUAUGUCCAUUCACAAAGUGUAUGACUAAGAUUAUGACCCCAAGCACACUUGAGUUGGCAGUAAAUCCCAUCCGUGGGGCUCAAACUUCCAAGCAAAAUGUGCUUAGGUUCAGAUUUUACUAAAAUAGCAGUAAUAAUGUGAUGGCAAUCGUUUUAUAUGCAUAAUGUGUGUGCCUGUGUGCAUGCACAAAUGUAUGUACUUCAGGCAAAUGUAUGCAUGCACCCUUUUCAAAGAAAUUGACCACUGGUUUUGAACAACUGAACAGUUUUUAACAUCAGAGAAAAAUACUCUUUUUAGAAGCAUAUUUAAAUUGCACCAGGCCAUAUGAAUAUUUAUAUCUCAUUGAAUGGAAAAAAAUAAUGUUGAAGUGUAUUAUCACUCAAAACCUGAAAGAAAUCAAUGAGAAGAAGUGUACAUGGUAGUCCUUCUACCUAACUCCCUCUGGGAGUAACAGUUUUCAGCCCGUUUUGAGAUGCAGAAAAAAGGAAAAACAAUCAAAGCAGUCAUCUGAAUUUACUUGAUUAAUUUGUGAAAAUUAAGAGAAAUAGAAUCUGAUCUUAAUGAUAUUUAAUUACUGGCCUCCUUUUAUAACAGAGCAAAAUAGAAGAAUGACAAAAUUGUAUCAUGGUUGGUUUUCAGGUAACAGUGGAACUUCAAGUGGCAACCUCUUUGUUCUUUAUGUUACAUUUUCUUAGGUUCCAGUCUAGCAAAGUAUGAAACAAAUAAAGGGGACACAUUGUACAGUCACUUUGCUAUGGACAGUCUACCCACCAAUUCAAAAUCAAGUUGUUGAUUUUUAUCUUUAUAUAUAAAUAAUACGGAUAUUCUCCAGUAGCCUAAAAAACCUAAAUUGACACAAGUGUUUUGUAAAAUCCCACCAGAAAUGCAGGCAAGUAUUUUGAUGGGGGAGAAAGGGGAGCAGAUACUGCUCUGCUCUUGUAUACAUGUUUUGUUUAAGUAUCAUCCUAUUUUGUGUCUAGCUAUGUUCUCCAGUUUGUAAGUUUUUAUACUUUAUUUCACAGAAUAA